This is a messenger RNA of Suncus etruscus (white-toothed pygmy shrew), 1284 nucleotides long. RefSeq names its product serine/threonine/tyrosine kinase 1 (gene STYK1). Gene Ontology annotation, biological process: cell surface receptor protein tyrosine kinase signaling pathway; multicellular organism development; protein phosphorylation. Bases 1 to 1284 code for a protein of 427 amino acids. Gene Ontology annotation, molecular function: ATP binding; transmembrane receptor protein tyrosine kinase activity. The record is from RefSeq and is a predicted model, not a curated record. Lineage: Eukaryota; Metazoa; Chordata; Mammalia; Eulipotyphla; Soricidae. The transcript has 9 exons. Gene Ontology annotation, cellular component: signaling receptor complex.
AUGGACAAGGAGAGGGGCAUGACACGGGUGCUCUUGGAAUGCAGUCUUAGUGACAAGCUGUGUGUUGUCCGGGAGCAGCAGUAUGAAGUCAUCAUCGUCCCAACCUUCUUCGUUGCUGUCUUCAUUAUUAUUCUUGCAAUCAUUCUGUGGCUUUUUAUCCGAGGCCAGAGAGUCCAAUGCCAAUCUCCUGGACCCCAAGGCCUUGCUCCUGUGCCUCCAUCAACGGGCUUAAGCAAGGAAGCAGCAGGACUUGAAAGAAAUAAGUUUGUGCCACUUGAGGACACUUCAGUGGAAAGUCUUCUUCAAACCAGCACACAAGCCCUGGCUCAUCUGCAGGUGCCCCGGGAUCAACUCUCAGAUGUCCUGGAGCAUAUUUACAAUGGAACUUGUGGGUUCAUCUAUCGAACACAGAUGUAUAAAGGGGAUCCUGUUAAAUCCAAGAGUGUCAUCCUCAAAGCUUUGAAAGAACCAGCUGGAGUCCGAGAGGUGCAGGAUUUCCUAGGGCGAAUCCACUUCUCUCUGUAUCUGGGGAAACACCAGAAUCUGGUACAGUUGGAGGGCUGCUGCACGGAAAAGCUGCCACUCUACAUGUUAUUGGAGGAUGUGGCACAGGGGGACCUGCUCAGCUUUCUCUGGAUCUGUCGCCGGGAUGUAAUGACCAUGGAAGGCCUUCUAUAUGAUCUCACUGAAAAACAAGUAUAUCACAUUGCGAAGCAGGUGCUUUUGGCUUUGGAAUUUCUCCAGGAUAAGCACCUGUUUCAUGGAGACGUGGCAGCCAGGAAUAUCCUGAUCCAGACUGAUCUUACCGCCAAGCUCUGUGGACUGGGCUUGGCUUAUGAAGUUCAUGCCCAAGGGGCCAUGUCUCCUACUCGCAAAGUACCUGUCAAGUGGCUCGCCCCAGAACGGCUUCUGCUGAGACCAGCUGGUAUCAAAGCAGACAUCUGGUCUUUUGGGAUCCUACUCUAUGAGAUGGUGACUCUAGGAGCACCACCAUACCCGGAAGUUCCUCCUAACAGCAUCCUGCAGCAUCUUCAAAGAAGUAAAAUCAUGAAACGACCCAGUAGCUGUACAAGCACCAUGUAUGGCCUCAUGAAGUCUUGCUGGCGCUGGAGUGAGAACAACCGCCCCUCACCUAGAGAUCUCCGCUCACGCUUAGAAGCCGUGGCUCGGAAUGCAGAUGACAAGGCUGUGCUGCAAGUGCCAGAGUUGGUGGUGCCUGAACUCUAUGCAGCUGUGGCAGGCAUCAGUGUGGAGAGUCUUUCCUUCAGUUACAGCAUCCUUUGA